Dioscorea cayenensis subsp. rotundata (Guinea yam) is the source of this 969-nucleotide messenger RNA. RefSeq lists its product as uncharacterized. Lineage: Eukaryota; Viridiplantae; Streptophyta; Magnoliopsida; Dioscoreales; Dioscoreaceae. Gene Ontology annotation, molecular function: zinc ion binding; nucleic acid binding. The record is from RefSeq and is a predicted model, not a curated record. The transcript is spliced from 3 exons. Bases 1 to 969 code for a protein of 322 amino acids.
AUGGCUUAUAUGAGGCAGAAGGGUCUUGAGGAAGCCAUUUGCAGGGUUUAUCCAUCUGUGGAGCAUAGAACAUGUGUGAGGCACAUGUACAAAAAUUUCAAGAAGAAAUUUCGUGGGGAAAGUCUACAAAGAAGCGUUUGGGUUGCUGCAAGAUCAUACACAGUUAGAGGUUACAAUACAGCUAUUGAAGACAUCAAAUCAAUUAAUAUCAGAGCUUAUAAUUGGAUAGAAGACUUGGGGAAGAAACCAGAGAUAUGGAGUAGAUCACAGUUUAGUACUGUUUGCAAAUGUGAUUACAUCACAAAUAACAUAUCUGAGUCAUUCAAUGCAUGGGUUGCAGAAGCCAGGGAAAGGCCUGUUUUGGAUCUUUUAGACACAAUCAGACAGAAGAUAAUGGUGACCAUGGAUAAAAGAAGAAGAAUGGCAACAAAAUGGAAGGAUGAUAUUGUGCCAUCUGUGAAGAAAUAUGUAAGGAACCUAUCUAGAGGAUUGGCAGCAUAUGAGGUACAACGUUGUAGUGAUUCAAAGGCUGAGGUAUCUUAUAAAGGACAGAGGUGUGAGGUUCUGUUGGCUGAUGGAAUAUGCAGUUGUAGAAAGUGGCAAGUCUCUGGAAUACCUUGUGUACAUGCUAUGGCAUUCAUCUUCAGUAUCAGAGGUGCAAAAUGGGAAGAAUAUGUUGAUUUAUAUUUUUCGGUGGAGAAAACUAGGGUUGCCUACAACUUGGAGAUUGCUCCUAUGCCUGACAUUAACCAAUGGACUUGUAAUGGUCAAUUGGAUGGUUUACUUCCUCCAUUGUCAAGGAGACCAGCUGGAAGACCGAAGAAAAAUAGGAUAAGGGCUGCAGAUGAGAUAAAAUCAGGCAGACAUAAAUGUGCUAGGUGUGGUGGAUUUGGUCAUCAAGCAAGAACUUGUAAAGAGCCGAACAUUCAACAAAUCCAUCAACAAGUAGUUCCCAAGGAAGUUUUGUAA